AGAAAUCUAAGUAUUAUUGUUAAGUCGAAUACUACAGCUGCAUGCAGAUUGUAGAUUGUAGGGCCAAUCUUACAUCAACAGCUGCACUGUAUUUAAUUUAUAUUUACUCAUUUAUUUCUCUAGAAAUAAUAAGUUAAAUAAAUAAUCUAUUUAACAAUUUAUUCACCAGAUAUCGACAGCACUCAGUCAUUAUGAACCACAUGUCAAAGAUUUCACACUCUGUAUUAAGAAGAUGGCAGAACAGCAAUAGCAGGUUGACAAGUGAUGACUUCAUUUUACCACUAUUUAUUAGUGAAGAUGAAGACUCGAAGGAGCCUAUCCCCAGCAUGCCUGAUAUGUUGAGGAUUGGUGUCAAUGAAUUAUAUGAAUAUAUUUUGCCCUUGUCCAAAAUUGGUCUUAAGUCUGUUCUUCUUUUUGGAGUUUUGAAUUCAGAUUGUUCAAAAGAUGAAACUGGAGCUCCAGCUGAUGAUCAAGUUGGGCCUGUAGUCAAAGCUAUUAUACUGUUAAAGGAACAAUUUCCUCAGUUAUUAAUAUGUUGUGAUGUGUGCCUAUGUGAGUACACAUCUCAUGGACACUGUGGCAUUCUCAAUUCAGAUGGAACAAUAAAUAAUGCUGCUUCUAUUCGGCGAAUAUCCGAGGUAGCCUGCACCUAUGCCAAGGCUGGUGCCCAUGUAGUGGCUCCAAGUGACAUGAUGGACAAUCGGAUUGGAGCAAUUAAAACAGCCUUAAAGUUAAUGGGAGAUAACAAAACAUGCAUAAUGAGCUACAGCAGCAAAUUUUCUUCAAGCAUGUAUGGCCCAUUUAGAGAUGCUUGCAAAUCUGGUCCUCAGUUUGGUGAUAGAAAAACCUAUCAGCUACCUUUAGGAAGCUCCCAACUUGGGCAGUUGACAACUGAAAGGGAUAUAGAGGAAGGGGCUGAUAUUGUUAUGGUGAAACCAGGGAUGUUCUACUUGGAUGUUGUCAAUGCUAUAAAAUCAAGGCAUCCAAACCAUUUGCUGGCUGUGUAUCAAGUGUCAGGGGACUAUGUCAUGGUACACGACUAUGCAACUAAAUCAGGAAAUUUCAAAAGCAUUGUAUGUGAAUCAUUGUUUAGUAUGAAGCGUGCUGGUGCUGAUGUUAUAAUAAGUUAUUUUACUCCUGUCGUUUUAAAAUGGCUACACGAGAAUGGGGGGAUUCUUACUCCUUAAAAGAUUUUGGUUUCAGAUGUAUUAUCUAGGUAGAGAAGAGUAUAUACUAGGUAUGAAGAGUAUAUAGUAAUAGUAUAUAGUAGGUAGUAGGAAGAGACAAAUCUGUCUACAAAAUGACAAUAAGCUUUCAGAGAUUUCUUUGGCAUUUUUGAGUUCCAUAAGGUGGUCUUUACGGCUGACCAACUUUUCUUAAGAUCAUAAUACAGCAAGUUACUGGUUCGAAUGGGCCUUUGGUGCAGUCAUUAGAAACAUUUUAUUUUCUGGUAAUUAGCUAAUUAGACUUAUCCAAUUAACUGAUUAUCUGAGGUGAACAUUUUCUAACAAAAGUUUUUCUCAUUGAAAAGAUAAACACUCUUGACUAAUUAGCAACCUUCUAUGAUGUUCAUAGACGAUAUUUGACCAGCAACAAAAGUGACAAUAAGUGGCCUUAAAACACACGAAAAAGUUUGGUCCAAGUUUGGUCAGUCGUAAAGGCCACCUAAUGGCAAGCCUCUCUUCUUUAAUUCUAGAAAAUAACUUAUAGGUACUCAGGUUACCAAAGAGUUACCCGCUAGAAUAGGGCCAUAUAGCAAUAUUAUCUAGUUUCUAACAAUUUAUCCAGCGUUAACUUUAUUUUUAUUUUUAUUUUGCUGUGACAACAAAUAUCUCAUACAUACUUAAUUAUUAAAAUAUUAUUCUAAAUGUAUAACAAUGUGUUAGAAAUCAUUAACAUUACAUCUUCCAAGUGUUUUAAGUUUACUAUAAUAUCUUCAACCAUCAGUACAUGAUAUCUCUUAAUCUAUCCUCAU
Messenger RNA from Bolinopsis microptera, 1975 nucleotides. Its product is annotated as delta-aminolevulinic acid dehydratase-like. Gene Ontology annotation, biological process: heme biosynthetic process. The record is from RefSeq and is a predicted model, not a curated record. Gene Ontology annotation, molecular function: zinc ion binding; porphobilinogen synthase activity. NCBI's taxonomy places the organism in Eukaryota, Metazoa, Ctenophora, Tentaculata, Lobata, Bolinopsidae. Bases 192 to 1187 code for a protein of 331 amino acids. Gene Ontology annotation, cellular component: cytosol. The transcript has a single exon.